Nerophis lumbriciformis (worm pipefish) is the source of this 5436-nucleotide messenger RNA. Lineage: Eukaryota; Metazoa; Chordata; Actinopteri; Syngnathiformes; Syngnathidae. The record is from RefSeq and is a predicted model, not a curated record.
AUGGAUUCCGUGGAAGAAGACUUCCCCCGUGGUGGCACAGUUAAGAAAGCUAUUGAGAGCAAAAUAGCAAGACGGGUUGAGGUGGACAAUCUUUUCCAGGUAUCAUCAAAUGAAAAAGAAGAAUCAAAGAAGAGAAAGUGGGGUUCCAAAGAUGAUGGCAAGAAAGUAAAGAAGCAAAAGACCAUUGAGAGGGGCGAAGAUGGCCUUGCUCUCAAUGCACCUACGAAGUGUGUGGAAAUACUACAUAUUAAGAAUUUAAAGGAAGGCAUGUUGCUCCUGGGCUGUGUGAAAGAGGUGUAUGACUUUGAGGUGAGUGUUGGUCUACCAUGUGGUCUGCAAGGUUUCCUCAGCAUCAGGAACAUCUGUGACUCGUACACCAAGCUGCUCACUGAACAACUAGAUUCAGUUGACACAGAGGAUAUUUGUGCUUUGCCACAACUCUUCAGUCCUGGCAUGAUGCUGAGGUGUGUGAUUGCCAAAUUGGAUGUCGCCAAAGGAGGCACGACCAGCAUCAAACUUUCAAUCAAUCCAAAGCUGGUUAACAAGGCUCUAACAUCAAAUACUCUGAAAGUUGGCAUGGUAUUGAGUGGAUGUGUUGAGAGCCAUGAAGAUCAUGGAUGCUUAGUUGACAUUGGUAUCAAGGGAACCAAGGCCUUUCUGCCCAAAAAGACUGCUAAAGAUAAACAGAACAAUAGCGAUGAGUUAAAAGUGGGCCAGUAUGUUACUUGUCAAUUAAAAGAAGUGAAAAAUGAUGGUCGUUUACUACGCCUCGCUUUCAACCCCUCGGUAAUUGGCCAAACUUGUGCUGAAUCUCAAGGAUGGAACUUGACUAACCUUUUACCGGGACUUCUUGUUAAAGCGACAAUCAGAAAGGUGACCAAACAUGGACUGCUCAUGAACUUCCUCUCCUCCUUCAGUGGUCAGGUAGACUGCCUUCACAUGGAAAAAGAGAUGACUUCCAGUUACACUGAAGGAAGCACGGUUGUGGCCCGUGUGCUGUACAUUGAGCCAUCCACCCGUUUAGUAGGAUUAAGCUUGCGUGGCUACAUAGUUCAGCCUGAAACCAGAAUCAAUACUUUUCCUGUCGGUGGCGAUCGCAUCGGUGAGGUGGUGGAGGACUGCCGAAUUACCUCUAUGCACCACAUGUCUGGGGCCAUGUUGGAACUGCCUGACAAAACCCUGGCAUUUGUACAUAAGAACAACCUGAAAGAGCCUAAUGAACAACCUAAUGAGAACCGAGUGCGAGCCAUACCGAAGCACACUUGCAGGAUAAUUGACUUUAGCCCCAUGGACCAAAUUCAUUUUGCUACACUACGCAAGUCCGUGAUUAAGAAACCCUUCUUUCGAUACAACGAUCUUCGGGUUGGUCAGAUCGUUGAGGGGACAGUGUCUGUCAUGCUGAAACAUGGCAUGAUUGUAAAUGUGUCUAGUCACAUUCGAGGUCUGGUGCCUCAUACCCACCUAUCUGACAUCGUCCUGAAGAACCCUGAGAAAAAGUAUGCAGAGGGCAUGAAAGUCAGAUGUCGGGUGUUGUCGGUGGAUGUCGACAACAAAAAGCUGGUUCUGACCAGAAAGAAGGCCCUCAUAGAAAGCUCCUUGCCCUUAUUCCUCAGCUAUGAAGAUGCACGUAUUGGAAGUGUCUCCCACGGUUACAUUGUCUGUGUCAAGAAUUUUGGCUGCAUAGUUCGAUUCUACAAUGGUGUUAAGGGCCUGGUGCCAGUCAACGAGCUCAGUUCUGAGGUCAUCCUUAACCCUGAGGAAGUCUUCUUCGUUGGUCAGGUGUUUAAGGCAAAGGUUCUACAGUGUGAUCCAGAGAAGGAAAAGAUGCUGCUGUCAUUUAAAGCUACUGUGAUGGACACAGAAGAGGCAAAAGCCCAGUUUGACUGUGAGGUGGGAAAGAGAUUGGAGGCCAGGGUGCUGAAGAAGUCAGCCAAUGGUCUAGAAGUGUCCAUUCUUCCUGAUGAGGUACCUGCCAUCCUACCCACAGUGCACCUCUCUGAUCUCAUGUCAAACUGCCCCAUGCUGUGGGAGGCCUUGCAAGAGGGAGACACCAUUUCAAAUCUCGUCUGUUUUCUUCAAAAUAAGAGGAAGAUUACUGUUACAAAGAAACCAUCAGUGAUCUGGUCACUAGAGGAAGGAGUUGCUGCCAAGGAUUUCUCAGAGAUUACAGUUGGAAUGCAGAUGAUUGGUUGGGUCAAGAACAUCAUGGCUUACGGCAUCUUUGUUGAGUUUCCAUAUGGGCUUGUUGGUCUUGCACCGAAGUCUGCCAUAGCAGAUAUUUUCAUUACCGAUAUUACAACCGCCUUCCAGUUGGGACAGACUGUGAUUGCUAAGGUGACUAAUUUGGAUGAGGAGAAGAAGCGAUUCUUGGUCACACUGAAAAUCUCUGAAGUCACUGUGCCAGAAGGAUCUGUCCAGAGCAGACUCAUGCAUGCUGUGCAAGAAAGACGUGCUGUGACCGAAAUGAUUGCAUUGAAAGACACUAGAGAUCUUUACCAGCAGCUAGCCGCUCUGACUGUUGGCCAGAGGCUCAAGUUGGUUGUGGACACGGCGAAGGAUGGAGAUGGUGCCAGCUUCAAGUCAGAUGACCUGCUUGGUGCCACCAUACAGGCUACUAAACACCAUGUGAUGGGGAUUCAGUUGACCCCAGGACAAAAGGUUAAUGCAGUUGUCCUUUAUGUUGACAUCCUAUCUAGUACUGUUCAUGUAUCCCUUCUUUCCAAAUUGGUUUCCAAAAAGAAAAAGCUGACAGAAGAGAGCCAGCAUUCUGCAAUUUUGCAACACAUUGAAAAAGACCUGGCUGUCAUCUCGGUGGAAGGCACUGCUCAUCUAACGAUCAUUCAAACACGAAGCCACCUGAAUGAGAUCAUUCAAUCAGACACGGGUAAACUGCGAGCAGGAAUGUAUUUGGCCAUAGAGGUUGUUGAACCCACUUGCGAGCAACUGCAAGGGCUCCCUCUAGUGUCAUGGAAACGUACUCUACCAAAACGACAGCGUACAGUUUCAGAAAACCAGGUUGACUCGGACACUGGUUACCCAUUUGGAGAGAUUUUACAGGGCAAAGUACGUUCAGUGAAGCCUACCAACAUUCAGGUCACAUUAGAGGAUGGUAGCACAGGCUAUGUGCACGUGUCAGAGGUGAUGGAGACGGCGGAAGUGUUGCAAGGAUCUUUCCCUACGGCUUCAGUGAAAGUGGGCAGCGUGCUAACUUGCAGGGUCAUUGGAGGAAGAGAAGCCAGCAGUAACAGCGUCUUAUCUAUUUCCCACCCAAGAUGCAAGUACACUGUCCCGGAGCUCACACUAAUACCCAGCAAACUGGAUGAAAAAAUUGAACUCACGUCGGUUACACCACAAGAGAAAUUGAGCAGUUACAAGGUUGGAGAGGAAAUAACCUGUUUUGUCUCAAAGUUUUAUCCAGAGAGGAAGAGUUUGGAGGUCACCUGUGAUCCUUCAGUCUCUGGGACAGUGGAAUUGCUAGCCAUGAUUACUGAUCCUAAAGAUUCCAGCCACCCUGAAAAAUUGUACAAACUUGGCCAGGCUGUUAAGGCUAAAGUGGUCGAAGUGAGUCUCAAGCUUCAGCGAUUGUUACUAUCACUCACAGGGAGUCAUGAACUGGAGGCAGGUAGUAUCACUUUAGGAAUGGUGACCAGCAUGCUCCCACACCUUGGCCUUGCAGUCAAACUUCCUUUUGGUAACAUGGGAAGUGUGGCAAUCACUGACCUUGCUGAUGCAUACAAGCCCAACCCUUUAGCAGCAUUUAAAAAGGAUCAGCUACUGAGGUUUUAUCUUCUAAGCAGUGAAAAUGACAAGUGGCAUUUAUCCCUACGACCCUCAAGGUUGAAUCCACAGCAGGCCAAGCCACCAAAAGACAUUGAAGUUUCAUCUGUAAACGAUCUGCAAGAUGGCCAGUUAAUCAGAGGCUAUGUCAAGUCUGUCAGUGAGCAAGGAGUCUUUAUAAGGUUGUCAAACAGUAUCAUUGGGAGAGCAGAGCUUCAACAGUCCUCUAAGUAUUUUGUUAACAACCACACGAUCCUCAAAAAUCAUCUGCCAGCCAACAGCCUGCUCACGACCAAGAUCAUCAGAAUCGACAGAAAAGAGAAGCUAGUUGACCUGUCCCUGCUCACUGAGGACACUGGGAAGCCAGAUGUCCUUCCAGAAUCGCUCAGUCUGCCGCUUCGUCUCUUGGGAGAAGAGAAAAGGAAGCACGACCUUGAAAAGAAAAGGAAACGCUCAUUGUCUGAAAGUGAAGAGAAUAAAAAAGUAUCAAAGGCUUCAAAGAAAAAAAAGAAAACAAACGUUGAAGACGGCGACAGUGGGGUUGAAGUGUAUUUCAGAGAGGAAGAAGAUCAGGGAGACAAAGGCACUAAAUCUGACGCUGGAAACGUUUCUAUUUCUUUGGGUCCAUCAAGGCUGCAGGUUCAAGCUGGAUUCUCAUGGGAUCUUGGCUUGAGCUCACUGAAGCCUGCUACAGCAAACAAGCAUGCAGACUCCAGUGAUGGAGAGGACCAAGAAGAAAGCAGCAAGCCUCAGAAGAAGUCCAAGCAGGAGCUGGAGCGGGAGAAAAAGGUGGCGGAGAAAGCCUUGGUGCAGCGUGAGUUGGAGUUGAUGGACCCUCAGCUCCAGCCCAAGGAUGCAGCAGCGUUUGAACGCCUGCUCUUGGCCUCUCCGAACAGCUCGCUGCUCUGGCUUCAGUACAUGGCUCAGCAUCUGCAGGCCACCCAGAUUGAGCAGGCUCGCGCAGUAGCAGAGAGGGCGCUAAAAACCAUUUCUUUCAGAGAGGAACAGGAGAAGCUGAAUGUAUGGGUGGCACUGCUAAACUUGGAGAAUAUGUACGGCACUCAGGAGAGUCUGAAAAAAGUGUUUGAGCGAGCCCUCCAGUUCUGUGAGCCCAUACCAGUCUAUCAGCAGCUGGCUGACAUCUACGCAAAAUCUGACAAGAUCAAGGAGGCGGAGAACUUGUAUAAGUUAAUGGUGAAGCGUUUUCGUCAAAACAAAGUGGUGUGGGUGAGCUAUGGUACAUUCCUGCUUCAGCAGGGUCAGAGUGAUGCGGCCAGCGCUCUUCUACAAAGGGCGCUUACAAGUCUACCAUCCAAAGAAAGUGUUGAUAUGAUCACAAAGUUUGCACAGCUGGAAUUCCGCUAUGGAAAUACGGAAAAAGGUCGCACAAUGUUUGACAAAGUCCUCACAAGCUACCCAAAACGCACAGACCUCUGGUCUGUUUUCAUCGACCUCAUGGUCAAACAUGGAUCACAGAAGGAAGUACGGGCCAUCUUUGAUCGUGUAAUCCAUCUGAGUGUCUCAAUAAAGAAAAUCAAGUUCUUUUUCAAGCGGUAUCUGGAAUACGAGAAGAAGCACGGCACACCACAAAGCAUCCAAGCUGUCAAAGAAAAGGCUAUGGAGUUUGUCGAAGGCAAAGGCAUUGAAGCUGCCAGCUAA